Molecule: messenger RNA, 1205 nt
Organism: Bolinopsis microptera
Lineage: Eukaryota; Metazoa; Ctenophora; Tentaculata; Lobata; Bolinopsidae
Product: sperm-associated antigen 7 homolog
Exons: 5
Coding region: 123-782 (219 amino acids)
Molecular function (GO): nucleic acid binding
Source: RefSeq, a predicted model, not a curated record
UAACAAACAUUUAUUUUAGGUCAAGAUGUAGCAUAACCAGGAGUAAAGGCUAAACUGUGACGUGCAUGUCAGCCUUUUAGACCACCCCAUUUUACAACCCACCCCUCUCACUUCACCUCAUAAUGUCAGAUUUACUAGGCUCCAUCCUGGACAAUAUGAAACCACCUCCGUCAACAGCGAAUAAAGACUCCAUCAAACGAAGGAAAGAGUUGAAACGAAAGAUGGAAGAAGAUAACAAGAAGCGAUCAGACCGAGUGAAGGAAAUCGAGAAGGAGGUAGAGAAGUUUGCUUCGGGGACGGAAAAAGAAUUGAGUUUUGCGCCAGUCGAAAAAGAGUGGCGUGCCAUACAGCACGAGAUAGCAGAGAUAGCGGGAGUGAUAUCAGUGAGUUGUUACAACGGUCAGAGCACUGAGAAACACGUGGUUUUGUUUAGAAGAGACAGCUGUCCUGGUGAGGAGGAACUGAAAAAGAGGCGGCUAGGUGAGAUGUACAUAGAAGGAUUCACCAAAUCACGACAACAGUGCAGUCCUUCUAAACGUCCCCAGAGAAGUUCCAAAACCCCAGGCUUCGUUCCCUCACGGAAUUACCAAGACAAGUAUAAGAAUAUACUAAACACUUCAGAAGUCACCGGUGAUAGCAGACAGUUUCAUGGUUUAGUGCCAGUGCAUAUGUUGUGCUCAGAGCCUAAGUCUAUCGAGGAUUCUCUCAAUGAAAUCAGGGAGAAAAAGAGACUCAAAAGAGAACACAGUUCCGGAAAUUCCGAAGAGUCGGAUGAUAAAUGAACCGUUUAUUUAAAUGGCAUUUUAUUGCAGAUAUUUAUACCGUUAGAUCGGGUACUCGUUACCUUUCUCUGUCUGUGUUAAUUUAAACCUCAUAUCAUUUAUGUUGUCUGUUCUGGGAAACAAACCGUUUUAAUGGAACCUGGGUGCCAAAUCUAUCCCGGUGGAAGUAGAUAUUUAUCAUAUUAUUUAUAAACUAUAAUAUAUUUUAUACGUAUUUCAAAUGAUUUUUCAUUCGGCCACCAUUCUGAAUCAUUUUAUUUGUUCAAUCAGUUUAAUCCUAUGAUGCCAAUUUAAAGAAUUUGUUUAAAUAUAUCGAUGAGAUACUUAAGAGUGUAACUGUAAAUAAGUUGUUUCUUUUAGACGUUUAAUCAUGAUGUCGUAUUGUGCCCUGAUUUAUUUUUCAUUUCUUGUUUUCCAUGGAAA